AUGCUUUAUGCUUUAGCGCUGGAGCUUGUGGCGCUUCUCGGAUUUCUAAGUCUCUUGUUCAACGUCCUUCUGCCAGCAUUGGAAUUAGCAUUGCGAUUUGUGGCGGUCGAUGUGCCCUGCGAAUGGCACAAGUGGCGGCUGUAUCGCGCCCAACAAUGCCAACUUCAGCGCCUUCAGUGUCGUGCCGACGCGUUAAACCGACGAAGCAAACGGAAGAGCAGGAAACACAACGCAUAA
Plasmopara halstedii is the source of this 237-nucleotide messenger RNA. RefSeq names its product RxLR-like protein. The record is from RefSeq and is a predicted model, not a curated record. The transcript is spliced from 2 exons. Lineage: Eukaryota; Oomycota; Peronosporomycetes; Peronosporales; Peronosporaceae. Bases 1 to 237 code for a protein of 78 amino acids.